AUGAAUUAACAAAUACAUUUCAAAUUCAUACUACAAUAUCUAGAGUUUAGCUCUAAAUUUGAUCAAUAAUAAUAUGAAUUGUCAAUUAUGUUAAAGAGAGGAACACUUGCUCCAUAAACUAUUAUUAAUAAAAUACAAAUAAGAAAUCCUGAAAGAUCUUUCAAUUUAUGCAGAUUACCUAUUGAUCAAAUUACUGAAUUCUAAUAGAAAAUCAUCAAUAAAGAUGGGGUCUAUCUUGAUUAUAAUGUAUUAUUCAAUCAUUUCUAUAUUAGAUUAAAUUCUUAUUUUAUCUAGGAGGUAAUCAACUUGGAGAUUGUCUCAUUAAUUUAGCAUACUUUCUCAAUUCAGAAAAUGAUUAAGACUAAAAACUUAAAAAAUCUUUAACAUCUACAAAUGAUAAACGUGCUGCCUUAUAUUAUAGAGUUAUUAGACAAUCUUCACAAUCACAAUUCGAAUCUUAAGAAUUUCCUCAAAUUAAUAUUCCAAUGCCUUCACCUACACAUACUCCUAUUACUUAAUAAGUACCAUAAACUACUAGAAAUUCUAAUACUCGUAAAUUCGAAUUUACUAAUCGAACUACUAGGGCAAGAAGUUAAUCUCCUCCUAAAGAUUUCAAAAGUACUGCACUUCUUAACAAAAUUGAUGAAUAAUCUAAUUAACAAUAAUCGAAUUAACAAUAAUCUAUCAAAUAACCAUCAGAUAAUCUUACUUAAAAAUUUAUGUAACUUGGUGAAAAGUUUUCUUAAGAAAAACUAUCUUAAGUCAUUCCAUCUCCAUAAAUUGAAGAUUAUGAUAAUUUUAAAGAAAUCACUGAAAUGCUUACUAAAUAAGAAGAAGAAUUAUAAAAAUAGAUAGAAUAAUUAGAUACACAUAUCAAAAUGGAUUCUAAAUAAAGAAAAAUUAAUUUUGAUACCAAUAUACCCAACUUUACAAAUACAAAUAAUAAUAACCAAGAACUCUAAUUAUUAAAAUCAAAAUAUGUUCAAUUAGAAGAUUCAUACAAUAAAGCUAUCGAAGAACAUUAACAUUUAAAAAGAAUUAUUAGGUAAAGUGGUGAGUAGCUUAAAAAAUAGAAUUAACUUAAUCAAUCAGGAUAUAAAUAAUUAACUGAUAAUUCUCUUAAUCAAUCUACAAUCUCUAAUUAAGAACAAUUUGAAAGAACUAUUGAAAAAAAAAAUCAGAUUAUCAAAGAUUUAUCAAAUUAAUUAAUAGAAUUAGAAAAAAAUUCCAAGGCUUCUCUUAUUGAACAAUUAAGAAAUCAAAUUUAUAGAUUAGAAUAACUUACAAUAGAAAAAGAAGAAUAAUGGUCAAACUAAGAAAAAAUUUAUAAAGACAAGAUUUUUUAAUUGUUAUAAAAUACAGAGUGA
Paramecium sonneborni is the source of this 1367-nucleotide messenger RNA. NCBI's taxonomy places the organism in Eukaryota, Ciliophora, Oligohymenophorea, Peniculida, Parameciidae. The record is from the annotation of a GenBank genome assembly.